GGGAACUGUCUCACUGGAAAGGAUGAAAAAAGACUGAGCAGCCAUGGAUUUCCUCUGUACUACCUAGAUAUUACUUCUAUCAUCACUAUCUGUUCGGGCUCCGACUCUUCAGAGGUGGCGAUAUUGUGCUUGACUUGGUCGCCGAGAGAAAGGGAUGAGAGAUGUCUGACAAAAUGUCGAGUUUUCUUCACAUUGGAGAUAUAGUCUCCUUGUACUCGGAAGGAUCUGUCAAUGGGUUCAUCAGUACUUUAGGCCUUGUAGAUGACCGAUGUGUGGUGCAGCCAGAUGCUGGAGACUUGAACAACCCACCUAAGAAAUUCAGAGACUGUCUCUUUAAGCUAUGUCCCAUGAACCGAUACUCUGCUCAGAAACAGUUCUGGAAAGCAGCUAAGCCUGGGGGCAAUACAACUACAGAUGCAGUGCUGCUCAAUAAGCUACACCACGCUUCAGACCUGGAAAAGAAACAGAAUGAAUCUGAAAACCGGAAGCUGCUCGGAACCAUUAUUCAAUACGGCAAUGUUAUUCAGCUGUUGCAUCUGAAAAGCAAUAAGUACCUGACUGUAAACAAGAGACUACCAGCCCUAUUAGAGAAGAAUGCUAUGAGGGUUACACUGGAUGCUGCUGGCAAUGAAGGCUCCUGGUUUUACAUCCAGCCAUUCUACAAACUGCGGUCCAUAGGUGACAGUGUUGUGAUCGGAGACAAAGUAGUAUUGAACCCAGUCAAUGCUGGACAGCCACUACAUGCCAGCAAUUGUGAACUUGUUGACAAUCCUGGUUGUAAAGAGGUCAACUCUGUAAAUUGCAACACUAGUUGGAAAAUUGUUCUUUUCAUGAAAUGGAGUGAUAAUAAGGAAGAUAUUUUGAAAGGGGGUGAUGUUGUGAGGUUAUUUCAUGCUGAGCAGGAGAAAUUUCUGACCUGCGAUGAGUAUCGCAAGAAACAGUAUGUAUUCCUCCGGACCACUGGCCGACAAUCUGCAACAUCAGCAACAAGCUCCAAAGCAUUAUGGGAGGUUGAGGUAGUUCAGCAUGACCCAUGUCGUGGAGGAGCUGGACAUUGGAACAGCCUCUUCAGGUUCAAACACUUAGCCACUGGAAACUAUUUGGCUGCUGAGGUUGGCGAUGCAAACCCGGAUUACCAAGAAGAUUGUCAAGACUCCCGCUCUUCGAUUGACUCUGAUCAGGAGGCCAUGAGAAACAGAAUGCGCAUUCUCCAAGAGAAGGUGAUGUACACACUGGUGUCUGUGCCUGAAGGGAAUCAUAUCUCUUCCAUCUUUGAGCUCGAUACAACUACUCUGCAAAGAGGGGACUCGCUUGUUCCGAGGAAUUCGUACGUUAGACUCCGGCAUCUCUGCACAAACACAUGGGUUCACAGCACAAAUAUUCCAAUUGAUAAAGAUGAAGAGAGGCCUGUUAUGUUGAAGAUUGGCACCUCUCCAACUAAAGAAGAUAAAGAAGCGUUUGCUAUUGUACCAGUUUCACCAGCUGAAGUGAGAGACUUGGACUUCGCCAACGAUGCCAGCAAGGUAUUGGCCUCAAUAGCUGGCAAGCUUGAGAAGGGCACCAUUACUCAGAAUGAAAGACGCUUUGUCACAAAGCUUCUGGAAGAUUUGGUGUUCUUUGUUGCGGAUGUUCCAAAUUCAGGUCAAGAUGUGCUUGAAGUGGUCAUCAACAAACCAAACAGAGAGCGACAAAAGCUUAUGAGAGAGCAAAAUAUUCUGAAACAGAUCUUUAAGCUGCUUCAGGCCCCGUUCACAGACAGUGGUGAUGGCCCUAUGCUGAGGUUGGAGGAGCUCGGAGAUCAGAGGCAUGCUCCAUUCCGCCAUAUCUGCAGGCUGUGUUACCGCGUGCUGAGACACUCCCAGCAGGACUACAGAAAGAACCAGGAAUACAUAGCAAAGCAGUUUGGCUUCAUGCAGAAACAAAUUGGAUAUGAUGUGCUGGCUGAAGACACCAUAACAGCAUUGCUACACAAUAACCGUAAACUCUUGGAGAAACAUAUCACUGCAGCUGAAAUCGAAACCUUUGUUAGCCUGGUCAGGAAAAACCGAGAGCCAAGGUUUCUAGAUUACCUCUCUGACCUCUGUGUGUCCAACAACACAGCCAUUCCAGUUACCCAGGAGCUCAUCUGCAAGGCUGUGCUGAAUCCAGCUAAUGGGGACAUUCUUAUUGAGACAAAGCUAGUCUUGUCCAGAGUGGAAUUUGAAGUGGAGAAUGGUGGGGAAAGUCGGCUUGAAGUGGGUGAAGAUGAGGAAGUGUGGCUCUUCUGGAAUGACAGCUGCAAGGAGCUACGCAGCAAGAGUAUCCGGGAAUUAGCUCAGGAUGCCAAGGAGGGACAAAAAGAGGACCAGGAGGUUCUCAGCUAUUAUAGAUACCAACUGAACUUGUUUGCUCGGAUGUGCUUGGAUCGUCAGUAUUUGGCCAUCAAUGCAGUCUCUGGACAGCUGGACGUGGAUCUGAUCCUUCGCUGCAUGUCCGAUGAGAACUUGCCCUAUGACCUCCGAGCCUCUUUCUGUCGCCUGAUGUUACACAUGCAUGUUGAUCGAGAUCCCCAGGAACAGGUGACUCCAGUGAAGUAUGCCCGCCUGUGGUCUGAAAUACCAUCCCAGAUAGCCAUCGAUGAUUAUGAUUCCAGUGGGACAUCCAGAGAUGAAAUAAAAGAACGUUUUGCUCAGACUAUGGCAUUUGUGGAGGAAUAUUUGAGAGAUGUUGUCUGCCAAAGGUUUCCCUUCUCUGAUAAAGAGAAGAACAAGCUGACAUUUGAGGUUGUGAAUUUGGCUCGAAAUCUGAUCUACUUUGGCUUCUACAGUUUUAGUGAUCUCCUGAGGUUGACUAAAAUAUUACUGGCCAUUUUGGACUGUGUUCACAUGGCAACGGUUUUCCCAAUCAGCAAACUGGUGAAAGGGGAUGACAACAGAGGCAGUAAUGUGAUGAGGUCAAUUCAUGGAGUUGGCGAGUUGAUGACCCAAGUGGUUUUGAGGGGAGGUGGUUUUCUGCCUUUGACUCCCAUUACGCCACAGGAUGGAUCAACCAAGCAACAGACUGAGCCUGAGAAGGAGGAUAUUUUAGUCAUGGACACAAAGCUAAAAACAAUUGAGAUCUUGCAGUUCAUCCUGAAUGUUCGUUUGGAUUACAGAAUCUCCUGCCUUCUGUCCAUAUUUAAACGAGAGUUUGAUGAAAGCAAUGCACAUCAUCAAUCAACCGACUCCCCACCAAGUAUCGGAUCAGCUUCUCAGGAGGGUGCAAGUAACGUUCCAGGCACAUUAGAUUUUGAGCACAUUGAGGAACAGGCUGAAGGGAUCUUUGGUGGAAGUGAUGAAAACACUCCAUUAGACCUGGAUGAUCAUGGAGGCAGAACGUUUCUACGGGUCUUGCUUCACCUCACGAUGCAUGACUAUCCACCCCUCGUGUCUGGAGCCCUCCAUCUCCUAUUUAGACACUUCAGUCAGAGGCAAGAAGUUCUUCAAGCAUUUAAACAGGUCCAACUGCUUGUCACCAGCCAGGAUGUGGAAAAUUACAAACAGAUCAAAGCUGACCUGGACCAACUGAGGUUGCUGGUGGAGAAGUCGGAGCUGUGGGUCUACAAGGGCCAUGCCCAUGACGAGGUGAUGGAAGCGGGUGAGAGUUCCACGAGCAGCAGUGAACUGAAGAAGAAGAAGGAGGGCGACUUUGCGAAAGGUCAGAUCGCCAGCUCUGAUGUGGUGCCCACAAUUGAAAGCACCAGCAGCAAGAACUAUCGAGUCAUAAAGGAGGUUUUGAUCCGACUCAGCAAGUUGUGCGUGCAAGAGGGCUCGUCUGUGAGGAAGAGCCGCAAGCAGCAGCAGAGACUACUGAGGAACAUGGGGGCUCAUACUGUCGUCCUUGACCUUCUGCAGAUUCCCUAUGAAAAGGCUGAGGACAUUCGAAUGCAAGACAUCAUGAAGCUGGCACACAAGUUUCUGCAGAACUUCUGCGCUGGUAACCCACAGAACCAAGCCCUCCUUCACAAGCACAUCAACCUUUUCCUAACUCCAGGGAUUCUGGAAGCUGUGACCAUGCAGCACAUCUUCAUGAAUAACUACCAGCUGUGCAGUGAAAUAAAUGAGCGCGUGGUGCAACACUUUGUCCACUGCAUUGAGACUCACGGCCGCAACGUCCAGUACCUCAAGUUCCUACAGACCAUCGUGAAGGCGGAAGGCAAGUUCAUAAAGAAGUGUCAAGACAUGGUAAUGGCUGAGCUGGUGAAUGCUGGGGAAGAUGUUCUGAUUUUCUACAAUGACCGAGCCUCAUUCCAAACCUUGGUGCAGAUGAUGCGCUCUGAGCGUGAUCGGAUGGAUGAGAACAGUCCUCUCAUGUACCAUAUUCACUUGGUGGAGCUGCUGGCAGUCUGCACUGAGGGCAAGAAUGUCUACACUGAGAUUAAGUGCAACUCCCUUUUGCCCCUAGAUGACAUUGUAAGAGUAUCAACUCAUGAGGACUGCAUACCUGAAGUGAAGAUUGCCUACAUUAACUUCCUCAAUCACUGCUAUGUGGACACAGAGGUGGAGAUGAAGGAAAUUUACACAAGCAACCACAUGUGGAAGCUUUUUGAGAACUUUCUUGUUGAUAUAUGCAGGGUGUGUAACAAUACGAGUGACCGAAAGCAUGCUGACAAUGUCCUGGAGAGAUACGUCACUGAGACUGUCAUGAGUAUCGUCACAACUUUCUUCAGCUCCCCCUUUUCUGAUCAAAGCACAAGUUUGCAGACUCGUCAACCUAUCUUUGUUCAAUUGUUGCAAGGGGUGUUCAGAGUGUACCACUGCCCUUGGCUGUCGGCUGCUCAGAAAGCUUCUGUGGAGAGUUGCAUUAAGGUGCUGUCAGAAGUAGCCAAGAGCAGAGCCAUAGCAAUCCCUGUGGACUUGGACAGCCAGGUCAACAAUCUCUUCCUCAAGUCGCACAACAUUGUUCAGAAGACUGCCAUGAGCUGGCGAAUGUCAGCCCGCAAUGCUGCUAGGAGAGACUCUGUCCUUGCCGCCUCACGGGAUUAUCGGAAUAUAAUCGAGCGAUUGCAGGAUAUAGUGUCAGCACUCGAAGAUAGGCUCCGUCCCCUGGUGCAAGCAGAACUCUCUGUUCUGGUGGAUGUCCUUCAUCGGCCUGAGCUGCUUUUCCCAGAGAACACAGAAGCACGGCGCAAGUGUGAAAGUGGAGGGUUUAUCUGCAAGCUGAUUAAACACACAAAACAGCUGUUGGAAGAGAAUGAAGAGAAGUUAUGCAUCAAGGUUCUCCAGACCCUUCGAGAAAUGAUGACUAAGGACCGAGGCUAUGGCGAGAAGCUCAUUGCAUUUGACGAUGAAUUGGAUGUGCCGGAGGAACUUGAUCAAAACCUGCCCCAGAAACAGCUGGAGGAUCAAAAACGGGGUGAAGCUCUAAGGCAGAUCUUGGUCAAUCGUUACCACGGCAACGUCAGGUCAGUAGGUAGAAGAGACAGCUUGACUAAUUUUCAUAAUGGCCCACUGUCAGCAGGAGGGAUCAACAAAUCCCUUGAACGAGGAAGUGGUGCAGGACCAGGCACACUGAGCAGAGGUGAAAUGAGCCUUGCAGAAGUACAAUGCCACUUGGACAAAGAAGGAGCAUCAGACCUAGUCAUAGACCUCAUCAUGAAUGCCACCAGUGACCGGGUCUUUCAUGAAAGUAUCCUACUUGCAAUUGCUCUACUAGAAGGGGGCAACACUACAAUUCAGCAUUCGUUUUACUGCCGCUUGACAGAAGAUAAGAAGUCUGAGAAAUUCUUCAAGGUGUUUUAUGACCGGAUGAAGCUUGCACAGCAAGAGAUCAAAGCCACAGUGACUGUAAAUACCAGCGACCUUGGCAAUAAGAAGAAAGACGAUGAAUCUUCAGAGAGGGACGUACCAGUACGAAGAAGAGCCAAAGAACCUACAGCACAACUCAGCGACGAAGUAAGAGACCAGCUGCUCGAGGCGUCUGCCGCCACGCGCAAAGCCUACAACACCUUCCGCCGGGAGGCUGACCCAGAGGACCACUUUGCUGCCGCGGACGGCAACCAAACAGCUGCAGAGAAAAACAAAGAUGAUGGCGAGAUGAGUGCCGUGAUUGCCAUCAUGCAGCCAAUCCUUCGGUUCAUGCAGCUUCUCUGUGAAAACCAUAACCGAGAUCUUCAGAACUUCUUGAGAUGUCAAAACAACAAGACUAAUUACAACCUGGUCUGUGAGACACUGCAAUUCCUGGAUUGCAUCUGUGGUAGCACCACGGGUGGGCUGGGCCUUCUGGGACUCUACAUCAAUGAGAAAAAUGUGUCCCUCAUCAAUCAGACACUGGAGAGCUUAACUGAAUACUGUCAAGGACCCUGCCAUGAGAACCAGAACUGUAUUGCCACCCAUGAAUCGAAUGGAAUUGACAUCAUCAUUGCGUUGAUUCUGAAUGAUAUCAAUCCACUGGGGAAGAAACGAAUGGACCUCGUACUAGAGCUGAAGAAUAAUGCCUCUAAACUGCUAUUGGCAAUCAUGGAGAGCAGGCAUGACAGUGAGAAUGCAGAGAGGAUACUUUACAACAUGCGGCCCAAGGAACUGGUGGAAGUGAUCAAGAAAGCCUACCUCCAAGGAGAGGUCGAGUUUGAGGACACAGAGGAUGGUGAGGAUCAUGCCGCAUCGCCCCGGAAUGUUGGCCACAAUAUUUACAUUCUUGCACACCAGUUGGCACGUCAUAACAAAGAACUGCAGCAAAUGCUGAAGCCUGGAAGUCAAAUGGGCGAAGGAGACGAAGCCUUGGAAUAUUAUGCUAAGCACACAGCUCAGAUUGAGAUUGUGAGGCAGGACCGCACCAUGGAGCAGAUAGUUUUCCCUGUUCCAAAUAUCUGCGAGUUCCUUACUAAGGAAUCUAAACUGCGUGUGUACUAUACCACUGAACGGGAUGAGCAGGGGAGUAAGAUAAAUGACUUCUUUCUGAGCUCUGAAGACCUCUUCAAUGAAAUGAACUGGCAGAAGAAGCUUAGAGGACAGCCAGUUUUGUACUGGUGCUCACGUAACAUGACCUUUUGGAGCAGCAUCUCCUUCAAUUUGGCGGUCCUCAUGAACCUGUUGGUUGCGUUAUUUUAUCCCUUUGAAGGUGUCCGAGGAGGUACUUUGGAGGCACACUUAUCGGGCCUGCUGUGGACAGCUGUCUGUAUAUCUCUGGCCAUCGUGAUUGCCCUUCCGAAACCCCAUGGUAUCCGAGCUUUGAUAGCCUCUACGAUUUUGCGACUUAUAUUCUCAGUUGGUUUAGAGCCAACCCUCUAUUUGUUGGGAGCUUUUAACGUUGGAAAUAAAGUAAUAUUCCUGACUAGCUUUGUUGGAAACAGAGGAACUUUCACAAGAGGUUACAUGGCGAUGGUCCUGGAUGUGGAGUUUCUCUACCACCUAGCGUACACACUAAUAUCUGUGAUGGGACUUUUUGCCCAUGAAUUCUUCUAUAGUCUCUUGCUUUUUGAUCUGGUUUACCGAGAAGAGACAUUGCUGAAUGUUAUCAAGAGUGUCACUCGAAAUGGCCGCUCCAUCAUUCUGACAGCUGUGCUCGCUCUUAUCUUAGUCUACCUGUUUUCCAUAGUUGGCUUUUUGUUUUUCAAGGAUGACUUCAUUCUGGCAGUGGACAAGGUGUCAAACAAGACCUACUGGGCAGAAGAUGCUGCGUCAAUGGCAGAAGAGUUCCUAACUGCUGAUGUCUGUCGGCUUGGCAAUGGAGACAACUGUUCAACACUUUACUCUGUGGAAAGUAACGAGCUGCUUGCAGAGAAUGAAGAGGACUCUGAGCAUACUUGUGAAACCCUGCUGAUGUGUAUCAUUACUGUACUCAGCCAUGGACUGCGAAGUGGCGGAGGGGUUGGAGAUGUGCUCAGGAAACCUUCCAAAGAGGAACCACUAUUUGCUGCUCGUGUGAUCUAUGACCUUCUGUUCUUCUUCAUGGUCAUCAUCAUUGUCCUGAACUUGAUCUUCGGUGUCAUCAUUGACACUUUUGCUGACUUGAGGAGUGAAAAACAGAAGAAGGAAGAAGUUCUGAAAACUACCUGCUUUAUUUGUGGCUUGGAGAGGGAUAAAUUUGACAAUAAGACAGUAACAUUUGAAGAACAUAUCAAGGAAGAGCACAACAUGUGGCACUAUCUAUGUUUUAUUGUCUUGGUGAAAGUCAAGGACUCCACUGAAUACACUGGGCCAGAAAGCUAUGUAGCGGAGAUGAUCAAGGAGCGGAACCUGGACUGGUUUCCACGUAUGCGUGCCAUGUCAUUGGUUAGCAGUGAUGCUGAAGGAGAGCAAAAUGAGUUGCGAAAUCUACAGGAAAAGCUGGAGUCUACGAUGAAGUUGGUCACCAACUUAUCUGGCCAACUGUCGGAGUUAAAAGAGCAGAUGACGGAACAAAGGAAGCAAAAGCAACGAAUCGGUCUUCUUGGCCAUCCUCCGCACAUGAACAUUAACCCACAGCAACCAGCCUAAUGAGUAGACGGCGUGUUCUGUCAAAAUAGAUGGGCUCAGGAUCUUUUACCCAACUACUGAACCAGUAUAAAUCAUCGAAUGUUUACUUGUGUGCACCAUAGGAAUAAAUGACACUCCUUUAUAGUCUUGGUUUUUUGCUACUUAUACCUAGAUCCCUAAGGAACUUUGUUCUGUCUCACUCAUUGACAUGUUCUGCUUCCAUUUCUGCCAAAGAAGGAAUCCCCAAGUGUUCUUCAAAGGUCUCCAUUUGGAAGCAGCAGAGUUGUAUAAUUAAAAAAAAGCACAUUUGAAGAGCCGGCUGUCAAGAUAAUGGGUAGGGCAGAGGUUUUUGUAUGUACAGAAAAAUAGUUGUGUAACCAGUAUUUAAUGUCCUAUUUUUGUAAGUUGACUGUGCAAUAUGACUAAUGAAUAUGCAAAUACUCUAUAUAACUUUGCAUUUGUAGAUGAGCACUGAAAUGUACUACCUGUGAAGAGCCACAUUGUCUUUUGCUAAAUGAAUAGCCACCUGUUUAUUUUCUUUGAAGCUGAGAGAGAAUGAAUGGUAAAUUUUGUAUAUUUGCUGCCUUAGAUUAGUUUUGUAUAAGUACCUCAGUUUACAGAUGGCAGACAAGUUCGUGACCAACAGAGUAGUGUUAAUGACAGAAAAUAUACACAAAGCACUAAUAUUAUACAAGUCAAGCGUGGUAUUGACAGUUGUAAGAUGCAUAAGAAAAGCUAUUUAAUAAAUACGU
Hemiscyllium ocellatum (epaulette shark) is the source of this 9166-nucleotide messenger RNA. RefSeq names its product inositol 1,4,5-trisphosphate receptor, type 1b (gene itpr1b). The transcript has 60 exons. Gene Ontology annotation, biological process: calcium ion transmembrane transport. NCBI's taxonomy places the organism in Eukaryota, Metazoa, Chordata, Chondrichthyes, Orectolobiformes, Hemiscylliidae. Gene Ontology annotation, molecular function: inositol 1,4,5-trisphosphate-gated calcium channel activity; inositol 1,4,5 trisphosphate binding. Gene Ontology annotation, cellular component: endoplasmic reticulum; membrane. The record is from RefSeq and is a predicted model, not a curated record. The coding region runs from base 162 to 8435 and encodes 2757 amino acids.